GGGGCGGCAGAGCCUGUAGAGGAGUGUCUGGCUUUUCCUGGUGCUCCGCUUCCUCCUCGCAACCCGGAGUUCUCCGGCCGUGCCUCUCGACUUCCACAAUGGAUGAUACUUCAGACGAACCUCCCACUUCUGCUGUCAUUUUAGACAGCAGCCACUUCUCCCACGUCAUCUUUAACGACGUGGAGAAAUUCUAUGUUCCUGGAGGAGACGUAACCUGUCGCUAUACUCUGACACACAACAUUGUUCCUCGUGGGAAGGACUGGGUGGGCAUCUUCCGGGUGGGAUGGAAAACCACCCGAGAAUAUUACACGUUCAUGUGGGCUCCUCGGCCCAGUGAUGUCCAUGGUGAUAGUGCUGUGCAGCAAGAGAUCCAGUUCAAAGCUUACUACCUGCCCAAAGAUGAUGAGUAUUACCAGUUCUGCUACAUUGAUCAGGAUGGUACAAUCCGUGGAGCCAGUGUGCCUUUCCAGUUCAGAGCAGAAACUGAGGAUGAUAUUCUGGUGGUUACCACACAGGGAGAAGUGGAAGAGAUUGAACUACAAAACAAAAACUUGCUUAAAGAAAAUAAGAAGCUACAAGCCAACUGUGAAAGUCUCCAAAAACAAAACACAGAUCUGCAGGAAGACCUCAAGAAGACACAGGAGCUACAAAAUGUUUUGGAGUCCCUUAGGAGCAGCACGGAAAAGUUGGAGCUGGAGCUGAGUUCCCUGAAAAAGGAAAAUAAGCACCUGAAGGAGCUGAAUGAGUGCAGAGAGGCAGAACUGCACCAAUUCAAAGAGCAAAUUCAGAAUGUAACCUCUGAAAAGGAACGUCUGGAAACCAAACUGAAAACAGCCCUGGAUCAUGUCGAUCAGCUGCAGUCUCAACUUCUGAGUUAUGAGAAGGAAAUUGAAGACCUGGUUCAUUCGAACCGUGACAAGACUAAGCAGUGUGAAAGUUUAAAGGAGGAGAAUAACCAGUUAUGCAUGACUAUAACUCAGGAGGAAGAGCAAAAGAAACAACUUAAAAAUUGCCUGGAGCACUUGAAGGGAGCAGAGGCCAACCUGACACUUCGUCUGCAGAACGAACAGCGACAAAACAGUGACUUAAUGAAAGAGCUUGAGGAGCAGAAGCGUUUGUUUCAGACUUUGCAAGCAAAAAAGAAGGAAUCUGAUGAGGAAAAUCAGAAACUAAGGAAAGAGAAGGAUUCCUUUCUGAGGCGUCUCUCUCAUCCUAGAGACGUUUCUUCUUCUGUUUCACAAGCCCAAGCUUUUGUUCCAGCUCCUGAAGACUUUGUAUUUGGAAAUCCAUAUCAUGCUGCAGGAGCAAACCAGGAGGCAAGAGCCACAGGAAUAGAUUCUAUCAGGAAAUGCCCCAUAUGCAAUGACAUUUUUCCUGAUGAUAUCGAAACAAGAGACUACGAGGCCCAUGUGCAGAGCCAUCUUCUGGAGUGCCCAGUCUGCAAUGAAGCCUUUGAAAAGUCUAAUCAGCAGGUGUUUGAUGACCAUAUGCUUUGCCAUAGCCUGGAAUGAUUCUGAAUCCUUAUCUGUUCUGCAGAAUAGGUGGCAGAGGCUGCAGCUUAGAACAGACCAAAAUUAUUCUAGGGACUUGAUCUAUGCUAGUAAGAAAUGGAAUUGUCAUCCUCUUAAGUCCUCUGUCUUGGAUCAAACAACUGUGCUUGCUAAAUGAGUUACAAAUCCUGUUAUUAAUAACUAUUUAUCCAGGUAGGGCCAAAUAAUAGAUCUAGUACAGCAGUUUUCUGUACUCAGCUGAUACAGGUCUGCUAUAAUGGUUUUAUUAUUCAGUAGAGCACUGUGAUUGCUAACCAAAGAGCAGAAGUAUUGCAUAGUCUUUUAGGACCAUACCUUCAGUCUGGUUCAGCUUCUGGAAUAUGGAGUUAAAUACUAAUAAAUACAAAAGUCUAAAUAAGAAUACAUUUUCUUUUCUUCUUUUGCCUUUACCCAUAAAAAAAAGUGAAAUAUAUAUUUAUAAAGAAACUACUUAUUUGCAGAUCUAAAGGUCUAGGGCUCUUCUUACAGCAGAGUAGGCAGCAUAGCUUAGUGUAGAACAAGGUGCAUGCACUGUUGUCCCUUUUUUCCUGUAUGACCAGACUGAAAGCAAAUGGUGAUAUAAACAAUCUGUGCUUGUGCAGUCACUCUGACACUGUCACGCGUCCAUCUCAUGGUGAGGGAACCCUGAUGUUUAUGAAACAGGAAAAGUCAGAAUGGCCUGGAGCCCAUAGGAAAGCAGUAGCUGAGUUGUCAUGACAGUGCUGAGGAUAAAUGGGCUCUCAGUCUUGAAACUGGGCAUCCUCAUUUAAAGGAAGUGAUGAAAACCUUCAUGACUUAAAAUGAAGAGCCUGUUCUCAAACUAAAACAUUGUGAUUGAAAACUGCUAAGUGCCUUGGGACAUUACAGUGCUUUGAGGAUGGAUUAUCCAGUUACUAUUUUUAUUUCUGCUUUGGGAUUUUCAAGUUAUGAUUAACAGUUCUUUUGUCCAUGCACAUACAAAUGGGUGAAGUUUUAUUAUCCAGCUGUAUUAGACGUUUCCUGCUGAAUAUCUGAAGCAAGAGAAAAUCAUAAGAAGUUUACAUAGAAUUUUAAGACUAUUAAGAGUAACAAAGACUUCAAAAUAUUUUGAUUCUACACAUAAUUUUUUUUUUAAUCUAGGUUUAAAUGGAGUAUUUCUGUCUUUAAGAUGUACUAUACUGGUAAGCAUUAUUUUAAAAAUCUGUAAUAGAAAAUAAGAGCAGAUGAAAAAUAAAAGCUGUAUUGAGAAA
Molecule: messenger RNA, 2758 nt
Organism: Gallus gallus (chicken)
Lineage: Eukaryota; Metazoa; Chordata; Aves; Galliformes; Phasianidae
Gene: CALCOCO2
Product: calcium binding and coiled-coil domain 2
Exons: 13
Coding region: 99-1511 (470 amino acids)
Biological process (GO): positive regulation of autophagosome maturation; xenophagy
Cellular component (GO): PML body; autophagosome
Source: RefSeq, a predicted model, not a curated record